Rhizoctonia solani is the source of this 960-nucleotide messenger RNA. RefSeq names its product Enoyl-(Acyl carrier protein) reductase. NCBI's taxonomy places the organism in Eukaryota, Fungi, Basidiomycota, Agaricomycetes, Cantharellales, Ceratobasidiaceae. The record is from RefSeq and is a predicted model, not a curated record. Bases 1 to 960 code for a protein of 319 amino acids. The transcript is spliced from 11 exons.
AUGCCCGACGCACCAACCAAGCUCAAAACUACCUCGCCUACGGCUCUCCCUCCCCCAAAAGUUGGGGCCGAACAAUAUGCUAAACUCACAGCGGAGAGAUUGCAGAGAAUCCAAUCUCAGCUAACGACAACACCCCGCGCGGGGAAACUCGAGGGGAAAGUUUGCAUUAUAACUGGUGUGGGGUCAAUCAAGGGGAUCGGACGAGCAACUGCCUUUGCAUAUGCUCACCAAGGGGCCCGUCACCUUUACUUGCUGGAUUACGACGGAGAGAAUUUGCCCAAUCUUGAAGAAUCUCUCAAGAAAGCAUACCCAGAUGUCAAGGUCACUACUCAGCAAGCAGACGCUGCUGACGAGGCGGCUAUCUCUGAAAUAUGCAAGCGAGCGAUAAAAGAAGAAGGCCGACUUGAUGUUUUCUUUGCCAAUGCUGGAAUCGUCAACGCCGCCUUCUUUACCGACUUGACAGAAGCAGAAUUCAUGAACAUGAUGCGUGUCAAUGUGCUCUCUUGUUUCCUCGCCAUUAAGCACGGUUCGGCUGCCAUGCAAAUCACCUCCGCUGACAAGAAGGAGAGUAGCGGAAGCAUCAUUCUCACCGCCUCCGUUGCAGGUAUCAGAUCAGGUGCUGGCCCAAUGGAUUACAGUGCCAGCAAAGCGGCUGUCAACUCACUCGCGCAAACGGGCUCACACCAACUGGGCUUCACAAACAUUCGAGUGAACACGAUAUGCCCCGGACUAAUCGAGACUGGAAUGACGACGGCCACCUUUGACUAUGCCCGUGCCAAAGGUGUGGGAGGAAAGAUCGGUCAACUUGUCCCGUUGAAGCGAUACGGUCUUCCACAAGAGAUCGCUAAUGCAGCUCUCUUCUUGGCUUCUGAUGACUCCAGCUUCGUAAACGGCCAAAACAUCACGGUCGAUGGUGGGCUAUCCGCAUCUCACCCCGUCGCCCCAGGACGUUGGGCAUAG